Acanthamoeba castellanii str. Neff is the source of this 651-nucleotide messenger RNA. Its product is annotated as RETRotransposonlike family member. The transcript has a single exon. Lineage: Eukaryota; Discosea; Longamoebia; Acanthamoebidae. The coding region runs from base 1 to 651 and encodes 216 amino acids. The record is from RefSeq and is a predicted model, not a curated record.
AUGCAGAAGACCAAGAUCAGGAAGACGCUGGGCGCUGGCGUCAUGCACCCAUCUCACAGCCCAUGGGUGUUGCUGGUGGUCUUGGUCACCAAGAAGGACAGGUUGACUCAGUUCUGCAUCAACUACCAUGGCCUGAAUCAGGUCAUGAAGUGGGACAGUUACCCACUCCCACAUGUGGAUGACAUCCUCAACAUGCUGGUGGGCUCUGUGUGGAGAUUGUCCCUCAACCUCAUCUUGGGCUACUGGCAGAUCCUGGUACAUGAAGAUGACAUCAAGAAGACUGUGUUUGUGACCUGGCAUGGCACCUUUGAGUUCAUGGUGAUGCUGUUUGGGUUGACCAAUGUGCUGGCAAGUUUCCAGAGGGAUAUGGACAUCAUCCUGUCAGGCCUCAACUGGGUCAGCACUCUGGUAUACAUCAAUGAUAUCAUUGUCUUCUCUGUCUCGUUUGAGGACCACCUCCAACACCUCCAGGAGGUGUUCAACUGGCUGUGCACUGCCAACAUGUUUGUGAAGCCAUCCAAGUGCAACUUCUGUCAGACCAAGUUGCUGUUCCUUGGACACCUUGUGCAGAAGGAUGGCAUUGCCAUGGACCCUGAGAAGGUGCACAUUGUGCAUGAGAUGGCACAGCCUGUCAACACCACUGAGGUGUGA